GAUAAGCUUCAGAGAACUGCAGCUCCUCCCAGUAGCGGCACCGACACAUCAAGAUGUGACUGACUAUAUGAAUAGGGCACCCGAUGCUCUCACUUGAGAACAGUGUCAGUGAAAUCGAUUUCAUCACUUGUCAGAGAAGCUCACAUGGUUAGAGAGAUGAACUUAGAGGGGGACAGCAGUCUGUCAGUGAGCUGCGGCAACGGGAAACUUAGACAGUGGCUGAUCGAUCAGAUUAACAGCAGUAGCUAUCCUGGACUGGUUUGGGAGAAUGGCGAGAAAAGCAUUUUCAGGAUCCCGUGGAAACAUGCGGGCAAACAGGACUACAAUCGAGAAGAGGAUGCUGCACUCUUCAAGGCUUGGGCAUUGUUCAAAGGGAAACACAGGGAAGGAGUGGACAAACCAGACCCCCCCACAUGGAAGACUAGACUGCGAUGUGCUCUUAACAAAAGUAAUGACUUUGACGAGCUGGUGGAGAGAAGCCAACUUGAUAUAUCAGACCCUUACAAAGUCUACAGAAUCAUACCGGAGGGAGCUAAGAGAGGGAUCAAGAUGGCAGAGACAACGUUACAUAUGAGCUCAGAGAGCAACUACCCCAUGCACUCUCUGUACCCAACUCUACACAGCCAGGUGUCUGGCAGCUACAUAGUUCCCCAGGAGAGGAAGGAGUGGAAGGACUACAGCCACACACAGGACCACCAGCAGCAACCUCAGCCUCAGCACCACCAGCCACCCCACGUUGAGCUGCAGUAUAGCCAGUGCCACUACCCAUCGCCACUCAGCCGACUGUGGCACACCGGGCCACACACAGAUAACGGUUAUCAGUUCACUGGCUCCUUCUAUUCAUACUCCUCCUCAGAGUCCCACCCCACAGCAUUUACAAUGGACCACAACAUGGCCACCCUUUCUGACUUCCGACUGCAUGUGUCCCUGUUCUACCGUGAGGCUUUGGUCAAGAAGGUAACCACCUCUGGUCCCGAAGGCUGCCAGAUCACCUCGUCUUCCUCCUCCUCUUCCUCGUCUUCCUCUCCCUCCUCCCCCUGCCCUGGGGACAAGCUGUACAGCGGUGCAGAAGUGGUGCUGUUCCCGUCCCCUUACCCCGAGUCACAGAGGAGGGGGGCGGAGAAGCUACCCAACGUCCUGGAGAGGGGCGUGCUCCUGUGGAUGGCGUCAGAUGGGCUCUAUGCCAAGCGGCUUUGCCAGAGCCGAGUGUACUGGGAGGGCCCGCUGGCCCCGUACACGGACAAACCCAACAAACUGGAGAAAGAACAGACCUGCAAGCUGUUUGACACUCAGCAGUUCCUCACUGAGCUGCAGGGGUAUGCCCAACAUGGCCGUCCCAUGCCCAGGCACCAGGUGGUGCUGUGUUUCGGUGACGAGUACCCAGAUCCCCAACGCCAGACCAAGAUGAUCACAGCACAGGUGGAGCCAAUGUUUGCCAGGGAACUGUUGUACUUCACCCAGCAGAACAGCAGUCACUACCUUAGGGACUAUGAGCUCCAGGGACACACAGAGAGCUCCCCUCCAGCUCCAGGAGACUACCAGAGGACUCUCCAACACAUGCAGGAGUAACACAUACAAACAUGCCUCAGGAGCCAUGGACAUGCAUGUAGAUAGACCAAUGAGCUUAACUACUGUAAUGUAUAUGGUAUACUCAGGUCUUGGACUAAAAUGCCUCACUGUGAUUUCAAUGUAAGACUGAACUGUGCCUCCAUCAUCAGUGUCAACAGUUUGAGCCAAAGAUGAUCAAAGAUGAAAGUAUCUACCCUAGUUUGUACAGCCUUACAAUUAUGUUUCUAAUCAUCAUUUAUUUGUCUUUUUUUAAACAAUAUGAAAAACUGAUUAAGUAUUUUUGAUUUGAUCUGUUGUAAUAGUUUUGUUUCAAUAUCACAUCUGCAUGCCAGUGUCUAGGUGAAUGUGUUUGAUUGAUUGGUUGAUUUAGCAAAAUCUGCUUAAGGUAGCUGUAGAUAAUUGAAGUGAUUGGUUUUAGGCUGACCCUAGCAUUGGUUCCCACUUGAUCCUUGAUACAUUAUAGCUACAAAGUGUGUGGUGUGUGUAGGCUUAUCACAAGAGAUAGUGUGUUUUCCGGUGACAUCUGUAGGAAACCCACAACACCCCCUGACCUGUGGUAGUGGUGUGGUGGGCUGAGGUAGCCUGCCCCUGUCUCUCUCUCCCCAUCUCGCUCUCUUUCUUUGUCUCCCUCUACAUUUUCUCUCUUGCUAACACUUGCUUUCAACGAGAGAGGGAUGCAUGUGUUUGUGUAUCUUUGUGUGUAUGUGUGUGUGUGCGGGCGUGCAUGUAUGUGUCUGCAUGUGAGAUUGUGACAGUGUAUAGGAUGCGGUUUGAGGGGACGAGGACCAAUGUGAAGCAGAGGGCGACUGACAGAAGCAGGAAGCACCAGUCACAGGUGCACAGGAAGUGGAGUAGCCCUCAGGAGAAAGGGAGAAGAGGCUUAAUGUGACCCAUUUCCAGAAGCUAGGCAUAUGUUGAACGUCACUACUUCACAGGAGAGGCAUUUUAAGGAAAAACAUUUUUUUUUAUAUCAAAAUACUUUUUGGGCAGAAAUGCAUUUUGGAGCAUAUGAACUUUCAUGUGCCUUAAUAACAAACUUGUAUGCCAUCUGUAAAUACAAAUAAAAUGGUUAAAUUACGAGCCUAGUUGGUUUAGCCACGAAAAAAAGACAGGAACCUUCCGAUAGCCAUGAUUGGCUGAGAUAUGCUGAGAGAUGAGUUCGGAUUGAUCUGCCAUGAAGCACGCUUCUGUCCAUAACAUAAGCUGCUCAGUAUGUGUUGAUAAUCCAUGCUAUGGCGGCCUUUUUGCAAUAGAUAACGUUAGCCAUGGAGAACUACAAAAGGGUUGCUACUGUUCUCAACAACAUUGUUGCUCUGAAUUUAGCAGGCACUAUAGACAUGAUCUGUGGGAAAAAGUUGUGAUGGACUACUUUCUGCACAUGGUCAGUGUGAACCAGAGUGACAUGACACAACGAGCCAAAUAAGGUGUAGCUAGCUACAAAUAAAAUGGAAAAGACACAGGAUGUCUUAGUUAGUUAAAGUGGUUCUAGUCUGGAGUGAAGCGUUCAUCCAUGUAUACGAUAAGUGUCUAGCUAAAUUUUUCAGGUAUUUUACUUUUCAAACUUUUCAUUGCAAGUUAAAGCUUAUUUUUUGCUAGCUAGCGAAUAUUAGCUUACUGGCUCGCUACCUAAUGUUACGUGUAUGAUCUGUAUAGUAAUAUUAUUUGUAUCUCAGAAAUCCAUUUGCAUUGCUAGUUAUAGCUUAAUGUUAACUAGCUAGCUAAUGUUGAACAUAGUUGGUUAGCUGUAGCUACCUGCAGAUUCAUACUACAGUCACAGACAGACCAAUGAGACGGUUGGCGUUUCCACUGUCUACCAAAUAUGUGACCCGUUUCAGGAAACUAGGCAUAUGUUGCGGGUCACUACUUCACACGAGAGCCAUUUGAAUGUAAUCUUUUUCUAUUUUUAUUAAAAUGCAUAUUUUGGCAGAAAUGCCUUCUGGA
Molecule: messenger RNA, 3510 nt
Organism: Oncorhynchus keta (chum salmon)
Lineage: Eukaryota; Metazoa; Chordata; Actinopteri; Salmoniformes; Salmonidae
Product: interferon regulatory factor 4-like
Exons: 9
Coding region: 145-1569 (474 amino acids)
Biological process (GO): immune system process; regulation of transcription by RNA polymerase II
Cellular component (GO): nucleus
Molecular function (GO): DNA-binding transcription factor activity, RNA polymerase II-specific; protein binding; RNA polymerase II cis-regulatory region sequence-specific DNA binding
Source: RefSeq, a predicted model, not a curated record